AUGAGCGGUAAUAUAUUUUUGUACGAUUUCAAUGGAUCGGUGCAGAGGAAUAAACUACAGGACGCGAUUUUUAGAGAUUUGGCUCAAAAGGAUGAGUUCAUGAAGCGACUGGAAGAGGAGCGGGUGGAACGCCAACUUUUGGCAAAGAAAAAAUCAGCGGCCAUAAAAAUCCAGUCUUGGUACCGUGCCAACCGCACGCGUCGCCGGUUCCACGCGUUGCUGCGGCAGAAUUUCGAUGCGGUGGGCAAAGUGGCCACGUUGGACGUGUUGAGUGCGCAGAUUGCACGAUUGGUGCUAUUUUUUAAAGCGAGUGAAGAUUUGGGCAGAACGAUGCAACUUUGUACUGAUGCGGUUGCGUUGGCCCAGCCUCAGCCUCAGGUACAAGAGCGAUGUCUUUCGGCGCUAAAAUGUCGCCAGCUGGUGCGUUGUGUGGUGGGUGCGUUGCCUGCGAUACGACCGACUUGCUCGUAUUCGAAUUAUAUACCGGCAUUGCGGUGUUUGGAGGUGUAUUUGAGGGAUGAGAGGGAGACGGUGCACUCGUUGGCGGAGUAUUUUAGGGCGAUUGUGGCGUUGUACGCGAAUAAUUUUGAGUUGAAACAACUUGAUUUGGGUAAUAUUGAUUUGGAUGGCGUUAAUUUGGGUAGGGUUGAUUUGGGUAACGUUGGUUUGGGUGGCGUUGAUUCGGGUAACGUUGAUUUGGGUAAUAUUGAUUUGGGUAGUAUUGAUUCGGGUAACGUUGAUUUGGGUAAUAUUGAUUUGGGUGGCGUUAACUCUGGUAUCGGUGGCUUUUAG
Molecule: messenger RNA, 792 nt
Organism: Anisakis simplex (herring worm)
Lineage: Eukaryota; Metazoa; Nematoda; Chromadorea; Rhabditida; Anisakidae
Source: the annotation of a GenBank genome assembly